CCUCCAGCUGUCCCAGCAGCAUGGCCUUCAGUGGCAAGUACGAGUUCGAGAGCGACAAGAAUUAUGACGAGUUCAUGAAGCGCCUCGGACUCCCCAGUGAUGCUAUUGAAAAGGGCCGAAACUUCAAGAUUGUCACAGAGGUGCAGCAGGACGGGCAGAACUUCACCUGGUCCCAGCACUACCCGGGCGGCCACUCCAUGACCAACAAGUUCACCAUUGGCAAGGAGUGUGACAUGGAGACCAUGGGAGGCAAGAAGUUCAAGGCCACCGUGCACAUGGAGGGUGGGAAGAUCACGGUGGAGUUCCCCAACUAUCGCCAGACCUCGGAGAUUGUGGGUGACAAGCUGGUGGAGAUCUCCACCAUCGGAGGUGUGACCUAUGAGCGUGUGAGCAAGAGACUGGCCUGAGCAGCCAGGGUCCCAAAGGCACCAGGAAAGCUGGAAGAAGAAAACAUUCU
Molecule: messenger RNA, 457 nt
Organism: Mustela erminea (ermine)
Lineage: Eukaryota; Metazoa; Chordata; Mammalia; Carnivora; Mustelidae
Gene: FABP6
Product: fatty acid binding protein 6
Exons: 4
Coding region: 21-407 (128 amino acids)
Biological process (GO): fatty acid transport
Cellular component (GO): cytosol; nucleus
Molecular function (GO): fatty acid binding
Source: RefSeq, a predicted model, not a curated record